Molecule: messenger RNA, 12291 nt
Organism: Cinara cedri
Lineage: Eukaryota; Metazoa; Arthropoda; Insecta; Hemiptera; Aphididae
Source: the annotation of a GenBank genome assembly
AAAAAAAUGAUCAUGGUUUGUCUACAUUUUACGUUUGUGACGUAUUUUUUUUGUGUGAUUGUGUAAAAAAAAUGAUUGUUGAUCAAUCAAAUUAAUUUUUUUUUUAAAUUUUUAUAAUGCCUGUUCUAGUCAAUUUUAAAAUUUUCUCACCCGAAUUUAAAUUAUGAUCGAAGACUUGUGCCAUCUCGAUUCCUGGGGUCUGCCUCCCCAAAUCGUUGACGUAAAUAUUUUGUACUUUGAUUCCUAAUAGUAUCAUUUGCGUGAACAUUUUUUUAUGUUGUAUAAUUAUUUUAGAAUUAUAAAAAACGAGGCAUUGUGUCAAUGUUUCCUUGGCAAGUUGAGUGUUUAACAUGUGAUGGUGUUUUGGAUGGACAAAAUCUUGUAUACUCGGCACCUACAUCAGCUGGUUAACAUUUUAUAUAUUUGUUUUAUUUAAUUUAUUUUUAUAAGAAUUGAUAUUAUCUUAAACUAUAUCUAUUCUUCUUAUUAAAUUACUAUUUUAUAUUAAAUUUACUAGAUUACUAUUAUUUUAUGUUCAGGCAAAACAAUGGUUGCUGAAAUUUUGACAAUGCAAACAGUUUUAGAGAGAGAUAAAAAAGUUUUAAUAAUUCUUCCAUUUGUGUCAGUUGUACGAGAAAAAAUGUUAUAUUUUCAGGUAAACAUAAAUAUAAAUAAAUAUUUUUAUUAAACUAUUUUCUUAAAAUUAUAAAAUAGUAAUAAUCAAUAUUGAAUGCAGGAACUAUUUGAAGGCACAAACAAAAGAGUUGCAGGAUUUAUGGGUAGUUAUACACCAACUGGUGGUUUACGAUCUGUUAAUGUUGCUAUCGCUACAAUUGAAAAGGCUAAUGGUUUAAUCAAUCGGUAAAAUAUGAAAUACAAUUUCUAUUUAUGGUUACAUACAAUUAAUUUUAAUAAUCUAACUUUAGUUUGAUGGAGGAAGAUGAACUACAAGAUAUCGGUUGUGUAGUUGUUGACGAACUUCAUAUGCUAGGUGAUUCCAAUAGAGGGUACCUCCUAGAAUUACUAUUAACAAAAAUCAAAUACAUGUCUAAAAUGUAUGCAUUAUUAUAAUUUACAACCAUAUUAUUAUUUACUUUGAUUAUUUAUUAAUAUUUAAAAUAUCUGAUUUCAGAAGAAGUAAUAUAUCAAUUCAAAUUGUUGGUAUGUCUGCUACAUUGCCAAAUUUAGAAAUGCUUGCAAAAUGGUUAGAUGCCUCGCUAUAUCAAACUGAUUUUCGCCCAGUGCCUUUAAAAGAGUACUUAAAAAUUGGACAAAAUGUAUAUAAUGUUAACAAUCUUUCUUUAAGUCAUAUUAUUAAACCCAGUGUUGAAAUCAAAGUAAUAAGAAAUUAUUAUUAGUAUUGAUUAAAUCAUUCAAUACAAUGAAUAUUGUGUGUUUAGAAAGAUCCCGAUCAUGUAAUAUAUCUUUGUGUUGAUACUAUUCUUCAAGGAUAUUCAAUAUUAAUAUUUUGUUUUACAAAAAAAUGGUGUGAAUCUUUAGCUUUGGAAAUUGCCUCGGAAAUUAAGCGAUUAGGUAGCAAAAUGUUAUUUGUUUUAAUUUGUUUAAUAUUCAAUUUUUGUUUUAAUUGUAGGUGGAGAUAAUAAAUCAAAAGUUGGAAUAGAUCUACGCCAUCAACUAAAUGCCAAGAGUCUAGGAGAUGUAUUGGAGCAACUCCGAAGAUGUCCUGUUGGCCUUGAAACUGAUUUAAGUAAAACCAUAUCAUUUGGAGUUGCUUUUCAUCAUGCAGGUAUUAUUUUAGAUCCUAAGUGAAGUGAGGGAUCUCUCCUAGAAAUCUUGCUCCAAUUAAAACACAAUAAAAGAUUUUUUUUUUGCAUUUUAGCUCUAGUUGGUACUUUAAAAAGGCUAUUUUUUGAAAUUCUCAUUAAUACCCGAGAUGAUGAAAAAAAACUGGUUCUUUAUGCUAAAAAAGAUUAAAAGAUUAAAAAUAAAGUUGUCAUUGGCAACCAUUUUUAUUUAUUUUUCGUUAUUAUUAAGUUUUUAUUAUUUUAUUAUUUUAAUCUUUUCAAAACAAUUGUUGCUAUUGUGAAAUCAUAUAUUUUUUUUUUUAGAUUCUGAGUAGAGCGAGGACUGUAUUGGUUUUAUAAUGAUAUUUUAUUUUUUCUUAUGUGAACACUUUGUCUACCAGAAAGCUUACCCUGAUAAUCAAGUAUAGCAUAAUUUCUGAAAAGAAAUGUUCUCUGAGUGGUACUUUAGAGAAGCUAUUUUUUUGAAAUUAUCAUUAAUAUUCGAGAUAAUGAGGAAACCUAGUUCUUUAGGUUAAACUAGAUUGAAAGAUUAAAAAUAAGGUUGUCAUUGGCAAUCAUUUUUAUUUAUUUUUUGUCAUAAAGAUUUUAUUAUUUUAAUAUUUUUAAAACAAUUAUUGUUGUCAUAGUAAAGGAAUUUGUUGUUAUCAUUUUACCAUAAUAUAAGUUAUCUAAUUUAACCUCAGAAUCUUUUUUUUUGUUGACAAUGGUUUAUCAUUGCUUACAGGUAUAAAUUAAAUAACUUUAUGCAUCCCACCUUCCCAAUUACCCACUUAUCUACACAAGUUCUGGGUUUAGAUUAGAUAUGUGGGUUUUCUUCUUCCUUUUUUCCCUUUAGUUUGUUAGAAUUGUGUUUAGAUUUUUUUGUACAUACAAAAGUUCAUUGAAAAAAUAUAAAGAAAACAAAAAAAAAAUAUUGCUUGCUAAACUAGAAUGAUUUCUAAUUUUACAUUUUUACUAUAAUAUUAGUUUUAUUCAUUUUUACUCUAUCUAAAUAAUUCAGACAAUUUUUUAGUCACAUGUUUAUUGAAUUAUUGAGAUUACUUUUUAACAGCUCUAUAAUAUUUUCUUAAAUUCUCUUUUCAUAUGAAGAUAAAAUCUAUUUUUGCAGUUAUAACUAAAAUAAAAAGGUAAAGCUUUUGUUAAUUGGCCUAUUAAGGUUUAUAUGCAUUUUGGACAUUAGCACAAAAAGUUGUAGGUGAAAUAGUGUUAAUUUUUAUACCUAGUUAUUUGUUUUUCUCAAUUGUUAUAGUAUACCUCUGUAAUUAAUCUAUUUAAAAAAAAAAUUUUUAUUUUAUUUUUUAAAAUUCAUAUUUUAGUUUUUAAUAACAUCUUCAAAUUGUUAUUAGUAGUUAUUGUGUUAUUAUAACAAUGUAAUGCUUUUAUUUCUUGAAAUAGUUAAAUGGAAAUAGGCUUAAAAAUUAUAUCUAAAACAUUUUUAGGUAGUUUAAUUUAAACAGCUUAAAGAUUUUGAUAUUUUAUCAUUGUUUUUCAUAUUCAUAUGUGAGUAUUUUUAGGAUAUCUAUAUAAUCUUCCCAUAAAAGUUAAAAAAUAAUACUAUUUAAUAUGCUAAGUAAAAUAGUAUAAUGUUUUCAGUUUUUUGUAGGUCUUACAAUGGAUGAGAGAGAUAUAAUUGAAGGAGCAUUCAAGCAAAAUAUAGUAAGAGUUCUAGUUGCCACAUCAACUUUAUCCUCUGGUGUAAAUUUGCCUGCACGAAGAGUAAUUGUGAGAUCCCCACACUGUCAUGGAUUUCCUAUUGAUAUUUUACAAUACCGACAAAUGAUUGGACGUGCUGGCAGAAUGGGUGUUGAUACUGCUGGUUAGUUGUUUUUGUUUUAUUUGAAGUAUAAGAUAAUUUGUUUUUGUUAUUAUAGGAGAAAGUUAUUUGAUAUGCAAUGAAAAUGAACGAAGGAUGGGCGAAGAAGUUGCUACCCAUAACCUUCCACCAAUAAAAAGUUGUUUAGGCGUUGGAGAUUUUUCUAAUUGUUUAAAACGUGCAUUAUUGGAAGUGGUUGCAGGUUGUGUUGUUUGUACUACAGAAGAUGCUUUUGAGUAUAUUAAGUGUACUUUACUUUAUAUAUCAACUGGUGAAAAUUGUAUGCAUAUAAUAUUAAAUUAAUUUUAAUAAACUUUAUCUUAUUCAGUUGUUUUAAAAACUAUUCUAGUUAAUGAAAAUCUAAUUCACCAGUGUCUCAAGCUAUUAACUGAACAUCAAUUUAUACGGGAAAGUGACAAUAAGUUAGCUCCAACUAAUUUGGGACAAGCAUGUCUUGCAGCAUCUGUUACACCUGAAAUUGGUCUAAAAUUGAUUAAAGAACUAGAUAAAGCAAGACAAAACUUUGUGCUUGACUCUGAAUUACAUUUACUUUAUUUAGUAUGAUAUUUUGUAUAUUUUAUAUGUAUAGAUUUUAUUUUAUUACGGCAAAAUUUAUAUUUCAGAUUACACCUUAUUCAGUUAGUGAACAGAUAGGACAUUUGGAUUGGUUUAGGGUUUUGAAUGUAUGGGAAAAAUUACCAUAUUCUAUGCGCAAAGUAGGUGAUAUGGUCGGCAUUGAAGAAGGUUUCAUUGUUAAAGCAAUGACUGGAACCAGUUUUAGUACGUCUUCAGAUGUAAGAUUAUGAUUUGUUAUUUAUUAAUUAUUGGUUUGUUUUUAUAAUUUAUCAGGCGCUGUAAAAUAUAAUUGAUCCUCCAUUACUACUUUUCUGUUUAAAAAUAGUCAACUUAAAAGUGAUACCAUUUAAGUUUUCAUUAAAAAAAGAAAUGUAUAGUGAAAUGUACUGUGACAUAAAGUUAGAAAGACUUUGUUUAUUACUGUUCAUUAUUUUUUAUUUAUUUAUGAUUAUAACUUUAUCAAUUAAUUAUAUUUUAGAUUUGGUCAAGAAAAUGAUUAAAAUAUAUUUUAAAUAUGUAAGAUAUUUAAAUAUGGUAAGGUGUUUUAGAACUUAUAAUCUUAUUUAAUUGCAGGACAGAAUAACUAAACUAAGGUUUUACUAAGUAGGUAUAUUUGGUAUUUAUGAAAUAUUAUAAUAGCUAUAAUUAGGUUUUAUUAUUUUAAUAGACGAUAGGCUAACACGUUUUUAAGUAAUUAUUAUGGAAUUUCAGAAACACAAAUUAGCUGUUCACAGAAGAUUUUAUACAUCACUCUUAUUAAAUGAUUUGAUAAAUGAAGUUUCUAUUAACACAGUGGUUGCCAAAUUUGGCACAUCUAAAGGUCUUUUACAAAGUCUGCAGCAAUCAUCAUCUACUUUUGCUGGUUAGAUUACAAAAAUAUUUGUAUUGUUUUUUUAUUUACUUAUUUAUUUUUUUAGGUAUGGUGACACAAUUUUGCAAGAGACUUGGUUGGUCAUCUUUGGAAUUAUUAAUAUCACAGUUUUCUGAAAGACUACAAUUUGGUGUACAAAGACAACUUGUUGAGUUAUUACGUUUAGAUUGUUUGAACUCAAUUACUGCCCGAACAUUAUUUAAUGCAGGAAUACAAACUAUCCCAGAACUAGCCUUAGCCGAAUUGCGUUUAGUGCAGCGUGCUCUGUCCAAAGCAAUUCCAUACCAAAAGUAAACAUUUAAUAUAAAAUUUUUAGAAAAUUAAAAAAAAAAAACAAAUUUUUAUUAGUAAUGAAAAUACUGAUGAUGUUAAUGACGAAGAAGAAAGAAAGAACAUUUGGUUGGCUGGACGAUUUGCUCUCAAUGCAAAAGAAGCAGCUAUUUAUAUUAUAAAUGAAGCAAGACAGCUUUUAAAAGUAAGAUUUAAUGUCUUCAAUAAAUUGUGUAAAACGGGUUUGAUAAUACUUGGCUUAUAAUUAUUAUUUAAACUAACUUCAAAGGAAAUAUUAAGACGUUUUUAUUGAAUAGUUGCCAUAAUAUAAUAUAUUUUACUAAUCAUUAAUUGAUUCAAAUUUUAAACAAUAUGAUAUGAUUAUUUUUUUUAUAGAGAGAACUUGGUCUUAAAACUGCUUGUUGGGUUGAAAAUAAUAACAAUGAUGAAAAUGAUUUAGAUACAACUGUGGAUUCGGUAAAGAUACGUCCUACAACAUCAAGAGAUGUAACUGUGAUUGAAACUAGUCAAGAAAACAACAAAUCACUAGAGUCUUUAGUAAAAGAUUCACCACACUCAUCAAGAGGAGAUAGUGUUGAUUUAUUUUCCAAAUCUGAUUGUAUAAAUAGUGAACAAGUAGAAGUCUUAAGUAAAGAUUAUAAGCGAGAAAGUUUGGAUCUAUUUGAUGGGUCAUUUGAACAAACUAAAUUUAGUAUUACUGUAAAUGUUUGUUCAGAUAAACUUAUUAAUAACUCAAUAAGUGAUUCAUAUUUAGCAGAAUUGAUAAACAUCAAGACACCCAAAGAACCUGAAGAGAAAUGGGAUUGUAAUAACGGAGGAGAAGGUAUCUUGGAAAUGAGUCAAAGAGAUUUUGGGUCCAAGAAACGAAAAAGAGAAGAAGACUUGCAAGUCGAGAAAGAUAAAUUACAUGAUACAAUUUUGGAACCUCAGCCAAAGUAUAAAAAAAAUGACGAAUCUAAUGUUUGUCAACCUUCAACUAGUUAUUGUCAACCUUCAACUAGUCAUUAUCAACCUUCAACUAGCCUUACUAAAUCUGAACAUGGUAAUUUAUUUGAAAGCACAAUGUUUUCAGACUCCUUAAGAAUUGAUACUCAACUUGAUCGACUAUUGAACGGUCAUAAUAAAUCAAGCAUUACUAAUAAUAUGAUAUCUACAGAAAUGAGCACGAGUAUAAUGCAAAUGGCAUUUCAAAAUACUUUUAAUUUAAUGUCAAAUACAAUCAUAUCUCCAAAAAUAUGUCUUGUCGAUAAUACUUGUAAAGAUUUAAUUAUAUCCGAUUCUGAAGAUAUGAUUGCUGGGUCUCAAGAAACUACAUCUAGUGGUCCAUCUCCUCGCAAGUAUGUUUUGGUUUUAUUGAAUAUAACAGCAUAAAAAUUAAUAAUAAUAGUUAUUGAUUGUUUAUAAUUUAUUUGUAUGCACUUUAGAGAAUCGCCAUUGAAACCAGACAAAAAUGCGAAUUCAAUAAAAUUUGAUACAUGGGCAUAUAAAACUAAAAUAAUAGAAAGUAUAGAAUCGUUUGCUCGUGAACAUUUUUCAGAUAUUAGACGUAGGAAAGAAAUAACUAUAGCUUUGAAUUUAUGUAAAGAAACUAAUAUUGAACAAAAAAUUGGUGCUAAAGCUGUUAGACGGAGUUUAGAAAACAAAAAUAAAAAUGUAUUUAAAUUUAAUGACCAAGUACUAAAAGGUUUUGCCAUUACAUGGCAUAAACAGAUAGUUGUGCAAUAUGCAAAUUUUAAUAUAGUUGGUAUGUAAUCUAUUUGUAAUCGUGUGUUAAUGGACAUUGAAAUUAUUAUAUAUUUGUUUUUUUAUAGGUCCAUCUGGUAUAAGUCUACUGAAAAAGUUAAUAUCCAAUAAGAAUUUAAUUGUUAACAUAACUGACGCAAAAUUAAACUACAAAAUUAUCUCUCAUUUUUGCAAGAUUAAACCCGUUUGUAAAUUCAGAGAUCCUUUUGUAGCAGAUUGGUUAAUAAAUGGUCAACACAAAAAUUCAUUGAAGAAUUUGGUAAUGCAUUUUUGUUUAUAUUUAUAAUCAAAAAUAAUUGUUUUGCUUUUUCAAGAGGUAUUUUAAGUUGUUAGCUAUCUAAAAACUAUAUUUUGGUUUAGAUUCAGUGGCAUUUAAACUUCCAAGGAAGUGUUCAAACAAAUGAUGCAUGUUUUAAUGCAUUUAUCACUCAAAAAUUAAUGACAACUUUAAGACAUCAACUCAAACAAAUAUAUAUUUACAAAACUUUUAAAGGUAACUAGGUACUAUUAUUAUUCAAUCAUAUAUCAUAAUCAUGGUAGAACCUAGAAGUAUAUGAACAGCCUUAUAUUUAUUACUCAAAUAAUUGUCCCAGUGGAUAUGUUUGAUUCACGAGCUUAUCAAUAGAUUGCACUGUAUUCUUUUGGCACUAAUUUUGAUACUUAUAAUACACAAUUCAUACAAUAAACGAACAAAAAGUCUCAUCAAAAACAAAAUUUCACAUAGUUUAAGAUAAAUGAAGAUAUGUAUUAAUAUAUUAUAAAUUUGACGUUAUGCUAGGUAAAAUGUAAAUAUUAAUUAAUUAUAAAAUAAUAAAGUAAAAAUAAAAUUAUUAAAAUGGUUAAUAUUCGUAAUAAAUAAUUACUCAAAUAAUAAGCCAAUACAAAUUUAAAAAAAAUAAUAUAUUAGUAAUUAAUUUUUGUCAGGUCUACCCAAUUUUUCUAGCAUACACAAUUAUAAAAAAAAAUUGUUGGAUUACUAUGUUUGAGGUUAUUAUGUUUAAUAUUAAAAACAUUUUAAUUUUUUUUUAUAAAAAAUUGAAUGUAGAGUAAUUUUAAAAUUGUAAAAUUAUAUAUAAUAUACAUUUUAUAUUUAUAUGUUUUGCAAUAUAAUAUAAAUGGUUGUGAUGUUGUGUGAAGGUUCUAUUUUGCAAUUAUAAUAAAUCAGUUAAAAGUAAAAAAAAAAGUGACACAAUAAAUUAUUUUUAUUAUUAUGAAUUUAUUUUAUUAUGGUGAAUAUCUUAAAACAAUAAAAUAUAUAAUUCAUAUUUCAUUAUAGACAAAAUAUAAUAGGUACCUACCUACAAUAAUAGUAUAAUCAUUUUAGUUAGGGCCAAAAGAUUAUUACAUGAUCUAAUGGUGAGUAUUUUUUUAAUACAUGUUUUUUGAGACACAAUUUUAAUAGUUGUGCUUAUACCAGUUAAUCUACCUUGAUCAUAAUUCUUAUUUUCAUCUGUGUAAUUAAUGUUUUACCAUUAGAUAUAGAAAUGCCCAUACAAGUUGUUUUGGCAAAAAUGGAAAUGUACGGUUUUGGUCUAAAUAAAGACCACUUGGUAGAGUUAAAUAACACAGUGAAUCAUUUAAUGGAAAAUAUUUCUCAACAAGUACUUGAAUUAUCAGGAACUAAGUUUAACAUGCAUUCAACAGUAGAGUGGGCCAGAGUAUGAAUAUAAUAUUAUUUGUUUGGUAAUCAAUUUCAUAAUGUAAAUUUGAUUUAUUAGGUAAAAAAAAAAUUAAAACUGUCUGAUGAUUCUUCGCAUCCUUUGGUUUUAUUGGUAAAAGAUUGGCGAAAAUUGAGUUGCCUUAGAAACAAUGUAAGUACAUUAAUGUUCUAUGUUUGAAAUAACUUCAGAUAUAUUAAUACAUUUUAAAUACAAUUUUUAAUUUUAUAGCAUAUAAAUAUUUUUUUGGCUACAAUUAAUGAUCGUAUAUAUUGUGACAGUAAUACAUUUUCUAAUACGGGUAGAAUAAGUAUGCACGAACCAAAUUUACAAAAUGUACCUAGAGAUUAUGUUAUUGGAAAUGAAUUAAUAAGUAUUCGAUCUGCAUUUGUAUCCAAACCAGGUUUGUUUAAUUUGUAUUUUUAACUUUAAUUAUAAAUGUAUAAAGCCAAGUAUUUAUAAUCAAUUUUAUUACUUAUGUGUCAUAAUUAUUUUUAAUUCAUAAUUAAUUUUCCAAAGAUUUUGUGGUAUAGGAUAUAGGGCAUAUAGUAAUUUUUAAAUUAUUUCUAGGCAUUCGAGAUAUUGUUAACCUGUACAUUAUAAUAUUUACAGAAAUCUACUCAUAUUAAAUAUAUAUAUGAAUUCUAUUUUUUUGCAUGUAAACAAACUUAAAAAACUAAUUGGAUUAUUCUUAUGGCAUUUAGUUUUGUGUAUGCGCAUACAUCUUUUUUUAAAAAUGGAAAUCAAUUUUUUUGAGUAAUUAUUUUUUCUCAAAUUUUUUUUUUAUGAAUUUUAAUGACUAAACCAACUUCCUAAAUAAAAAAGUAGUAGAGUUAUGAAUAUUUAAAUGUUUGAUAUUUUUUAAUUAUUCACCAAUUUGAUGAUUUUAAUUUUUUUAUUCUUACACCAUAUGAUAUCUUUUAGUUUUAUUUUUAAUUUUUUGGGGGAAGAUUACUCUCCCUCUACCAGAAUACUAGGAUUAAUCUUAAUUUUUUUUUUUUAUUAUUUAUCUCUGUGUGAUUUAAACAAAAAAAAAACAAUAAUAUACAAUUUAUUUUAAUUUUCAUAGUUUAAGAUAACAUUGAUUUAUCUUAUAAUUUGUUCAAACCGAUGCCCAUUAUGAUUUAAGCAUGUUUCUGCCAUCCAUAAAAAUCCCCAUUUGUUACAGUUAAAAUUCUGCCCUUCAGUAAGUUGAAUAUACACUAUAUUUAUUUUCUAUUUCAAAUGCAUAAGACUAGUGUCCCAUUAGUUCCUAUCCAACAAUUUUUAAGUUAUCAGUCAAAUAAUUCCAUUAGUAUACGUAAGAGUAAAUUUUAGUGUUAGUAAUAGAAUAGCUAUCUUGAUCCCCUGAUCCUUCACCAUUAGACUACUUUUUGUGGGGAUAUCUAAAAUCUGUAAUCUAUGCAGAAUCACAUAUUAGUUUUAUAUGUUUGAAAGAGAAAAGAAAUAUAGUGUGUAUUCAACUUAUUGAAGGGCAAAUUUUAAUUGCAACAAGUUAGGAAUUUCUAAACAGAUACAUGCUAAAAUCGUGCUAAAAAUAUAAGUAGUUUGAAAAAUGUAUAAGAUGAAAAUGAAUGUAAUCUUGAACUAUACAAAGUAAAAUUAAAAACAUUUUUUGUAUGUUUUUCUUUAAUUACUCGGGGAUAUAAAUUAUAUAUAAUAUAUAUUAAAAAAGUAAAUUAUGGUAGGAUGAGAGGUUUAUAUGCUGUAAAAAUUAAUAAUUUAAGUCUUCAAAUUAGUGAAUUAUUUAAUUAUUUAAUUUAAAAAUGUCAAAAAAUAACAUCAAUAAUUUUUUAACUUAAAAAAUUGGUUCGACCAUUAAAACGUAUUAAAAAUAUGAGUAAAAAUAAUUACCCUGAAAAAAAGGGUGGGGUUUUUUUAGCAAAACAUUUUUUUUUAUGCGCGUGUGCAAAAUUGAAUAGCAUACAAAUCAUUUAAUUAGUUUCAUAAGUGUACAACAAAGUAUUUUAGGCAUCCAAAAAAAUAGAAUUCAAAUAUAUUUAAUCUGGAUAGUUAUAGAAUGUUUCUAAAUCAUACUUAUACGCUGUAUACUAAUGUAUAAUAAUAUAUAUAUUUUGUAUUUAUUUAAUUCUUUUAACUUAUAAAAAAUAGUUCUGUCAUAUCUGUAGGUAUGGUGUAUAAAUUAAGUAAUAAAAUAAAUUUCAGAAUAUAUUUUAUGUUGUAGAUCAAACUUUGGUGUCUGUAGAUUUUUGUCAAAUUGAGUUACGGGUGCUUGCUCAUUUAUCCAAAGACUCUACAUUAUUAGCUGCUCUUAAUGCUCCUGGCGAUGUUUUUAUAAAUUUAUCAUCCAAAUGGCACAAGAUUCCAGAAAAUGAGGUUUGUAUAUUUAAAAGGGAAUAUUUUAUAAAAAGAAAUAUGUGAUAAUAAUGUUUACUAAUAUUACUUGAUUAGGUGUGUGAUGAACUAAGACAAAAAACCAAACAAGUAUGUUAUGGUAUGUUAUAUGGUAUGGGUGCAUUGAGUUUAAGUGAAUCUUUACACAUUACUGAAGAUGAAGCACAGAAACUGAUAUCAGAAUUUAAAAGUACAUUUUCUGGUGUUACUAAAUUUUUUAAUGAAUGUGUGACACAAUGUAGAUCAAUAGGGUUGGUAAAAACACUGAGUGGACGUAUAAGACAUUUACCAGAUAUUAACAGUGAAGUACAAAAAAUCAAAUGUAUGCUUUCUUUUUUUAUUAACUAUGAAUAGAUGAACAGUGUUUAGUGUAUUAUUAUAUGAUUAUAGCUCAUGCAGAACGACAAGCAAUCAAUACAAUUAUUCAAGGAAGUGCUGCAGAUGUAGUUAAAAUGGCUAUGAUUAAAGUUGAUAAAAUCGUUAAUCAAGGUUUCCCUGAGCCUCGUAUACACUUAGUUAUGCACUUACAUGAUGAACUUAUUUUUGAAGUAAUCAAAUGUUUUUAUUUUGGUGUAUUGUAUUAAUUAACAUAAAUAUAAUGAAUAAAUAAUUUUGCUAUUUUAUUAUUUUUACAGGUGCUGAGUUCAGAUGUUGAUGAAGCUUGCUCAAUAAUUGUCAAAACCAUGGAGACUGCAGUAAAUUUAUGUGUACCUAUGCCUGUGAAAUUGAGAAAAGGUUCUUCGUGGGGUGAUCUAAAAUAAUGAUCUCAUUUUCAACCGUUUUGUUUAAUGAACAAUAAAAAUAUUAAUUUUUUUUCAUUUAAUUAGGAAAAAUCAAUAUUUUAUAUUGUCUAUUAAUUGAUUUUACUUUUUUUUUCUUUUUUUUUUUUACAAACCUAUGUUCUAAUUAAAUUUUUGUUUUGUUUUUAAUGUUAUCUAAUACCCACUAUUUGUUGUAUUAUACAUAUGCCAUUAUUGUCUUUUUUUAUCAAUAUUUUAAUCUUUAACCUAUAUGUUAAUAAUUAAUUUAGUUGCACUGAUUUGUUUAGUUAAUGAUUCAAAUUAGUCAAUGUUAACAUUCAUAUUGUCCCAGUUAAUACAUUUUGUAUGAACGGGGACCAUAUUAUAUUAGUUAUAAAAUAUUCUUUUGAAAAGAUUUUUUUGUUUGUAUGUAAUAUUUGUAAUUGAAUUAUAAUAUAUAUGUAUAUUUUGAAUUUUG